Messenger RNA from Akanthomyces muscarius, 522 nucleotides. RefSeq lists its product as uncharacterized. The record is from RefSeq and is a predicted model, not a curated record. Gene Ontology annotation, molecular function: rRNA binding; rRNA (pseudouridine) methyltransferase activity. The transcript is spliced from 2 exons. Gene Ontology annotation, biological process: rRNA base methylation. Gene Ontology annotation, cellular component: nucleolus; small-subunit processome. The coding region runs from base 1 to 522 and encodes 173 amino acids. NCBI's taxonomy places the organism in Eukaryota, Fungi, Ascomycota, Sordariomycetes, Hypocreales, Cordycipitaceae.
AUGAAUCGCGACAUAAGUGAUGCUCGCCCUGAUAUCACCCAUCAGUGCCUCCUCACGCUAUUGGACUCGCCUAUCAACAAAGCUGGAAAGCUACAAAUCUACAUUCACACUGCAAAGGGUGUCCUUAUUGAGGUUUCUCCUUCAGUAAGAAUCCCUCGUACUUUUAAAAGAUUUGCUGGUCUUAUGGUGCAACUGUUGCACCGUUUGUCGAUUCGCUCUACAAACUCAAAUGAAAAGCUCCUGAGGGUGAUUCAAAAUCCUAUUACUGAUCACUUGCCACCAAAUUGCCGGAAAGUCACACUGAGCUUUGACUCGCCGCUGGUCCGUGUGCGCGAAUACGUCGAAUCAGUUGGCUCUAAGGAGAGUGUCUGCGUGUUCGUUGGUGCUAUGGCCAAGGGCGCGGACACGUUCGCUGACUCCAUGGUUGACGAAAAAAUCUCAAUCAGCAACUAUUCUCUCUCUGCCAGUGUAGCCUGUAGCAAGUUUUGCCAUGCGGCUGAAGAUGCUUGGGAUAUCCUCUAA